GGGACAAAGCCACUGGGCAGGAAGCAAUGCUUUAAGAAGCAUGUGACCUCCCUGGGGAGUACACUGGGGGCCUGCUGCCCGGACAGGCAGUGAACCUGGAUAUGGAGCCCUUGGGGCCUGCUGUCUAAAAUGUCUGUUGUAUGGCGCUUCGCUCUCCAACCUUGGAGAGUGGUCAGGGAAGGCCUCCAGGAAGAAGCAGCCACAGGUGGCAGGCAGAGCAGGGGUAAGAGGUGCCCAGAAGGGACUGAUCAGAAGAACUACACCUCAGGAAGUAAAGGCGAGAGCAGAUGGGAUCAAGUUGCCCAGACUAGACUCAAAGCGAACAACAGGACUGGUGGACACAGCCAGGAUGGGCCCAGGCGGGGUGAGGGCCAAGGGGGGAAAGCGAGCUUUAGAAAUACUUCUGAUCGACCGGGGAGGUAGCUGAGUGUACAGCAGUUGCCUUAGCACACCCAAGGCCCUGGGUUGAUCCAGUACUCCAAGAGAGGCAGAUGUGCCACUCAGAAUGGCAGCCAGUUUAGUGAUCUGGAAAGAAGGAUCCAAGGCUGUCCAAGGCUGGUCAGCUCCCAUCCUCACGCUGCACAGCUGUCUGGGAAUGGGGGAGGGCUCAGAGCUUGUGACUCAGGGUGUCCACCCUGUGGUCAGAUACUCAUCUCCAGCUGAUCCAGGUGCAUGCGCAAGAGGCGGUUCUCACCCCCACCCCACUCUAAGCUCCCCAUAGGCAGGUAUGGUCUCCUUGGAACAGCAAGAACCCUAAGGAAGAGAUUUGUUCUGAGUACUGUCCCUUAAGUGAAGACCGGGCUCCCCUCCCCCACCCCACACCCCUGGCCCUGCUGCUGUCUCUGGACAGAGGGAGGGGGAAGUGGCCAAAAAAACGAGAAGUAAGAGAAGUUCCUGUCCAGCCUGCACCAGUCUCCACGGACUUGAGAACUGCUGUGGCCAUGGAGUCUGUGGAGACCCCUGUGAAGGACGGCAUCCUCUACCAACAGCACGUGAAGUUUGGCAAGAAAUGCUGGCGCAAAGUGUGGGCUCUGCUGUAUGCAGGAGGCCCAUCCGGCGUAGCUCGCCUAGAAAGCUGGGACGUCCGUGAUGGUGGCCUGGGGCCAGCAGGUGACAGGUCCACAAGGCCUAGCCGUCGAGGGGAACGCCGGGUCAUACGUUUGGCUGACUGUGUAUCUGUUCUGCCGGCUGAUGGUGAGAGCUGUCCCAAGGACACUGGUGCCUUCCUGAUUACCACCACUGAGCGAAGCCACCUGCUGGCUGCACAGCACCGCCAGUCGUGGAUGGAUCCCAUCUGCCAGCUGGCCUUCCCGGGUACCGGAGAAUGUGCCUCAGGAUCGGGACAGGCUGAGAGUCCAAAAAGGGGCUUUGUUCCCAUGGAGGAAAACUCUAUCUACUCCUCCUGGCAGGAAGUGGCUGAGUUUCCCGUGACAGUGCAGAGGACUGAGGCCACCGCCCGCUGUCAGCUGAAAGGACCCUACCUCCUGGUACUGGGUCAAGAUGACAUUCAGCUUCGGGAGACUUCCAAGCCGCAGGCCUGCUAUAGCUGGCCCUACCGUUUCCUCCGCAAGUUUGGCUCCGACAAGGGUGUGUUCUCUUUUGAGGCCGGCCGCCGCUGUGACUCAGGUGAGGGCCUUUUUGCCUUCAGUAGUCCACGUGCACCAGACAUAUGUGGAGCCGUGGCCGCCGCCAUUGCCCGCCAGCGGGAGCGUCUUCCAGAGUUGGCCAUGUCCCCACCCUGCCCCCUGCCUCGGGCCCUCUCCAUGCCCUCCCUAGAACCCCCUGGAGAGCUUCGGGAGGUGGCCCCAGGAUUAGAGGUGGCCACUUCCAGAAAGCUGCCUCUAACUGAUCCUGGGCCUCAAAGCCUACCACUGCUGCUCAGCCCCACACAAGAGGGAACAGCAUCCAGUCUCUAUGCGUCUGUGUGCAAGCAGCCCGGCAAGCACGCAAGCACGGUGGAGCACCUCUAUGAGAAUGUGUGCGUGCUGGAGGCCAGCCCUGGGCUGUCCAAUGGGGGUCCUGAGGCCCAAGAGGGCCCUCCUGGUGGCCGCAGCCCCCUAGGCAGCCCCAUCUACCAUAACAGUGAGGAUCUGAGUUGGCCUGGCUCGGCCCACGACAGCAAUCUGGAAGCCCAGUACCGGAGGCUGCUUGAGCUGGAGCUAGAUGAGGCCGAAGGCACUGGUCGCCCUGGAGCACAGACAGGUAUCAAGGCCAAGCUGGUAACCCUGCUGACUCGUGAACGCAAGAAGGGCCCCACCCCCUGUGACCGGCCCUGAAGGCCUGUGUGGCCGCAGCAGGACAGAGGUGAUCUCCCAAAACCAGGAACAACUUAGAACAUAUCCUGUCUACUCUGACAUGCAGGGACAAGCCAGGUGGCCUGGGGAGGAGCCACGCUCUGCCCUCCCUCCUUCCCUGAGACAGUGUACAGAUUAACCAGUAAUAAAGCUUGCCUAUCAACUUCC
Grammomys surdaster is the source of this 2462-nucleotide messenger RNA. RefSeq names its product docking protein 3 (gene Dok3). Bases 942 to 2276 code for a protein of 444 amino acids. The transcript has 5 exons. The record is from RefSeq and is a predicted model, not a curated record. Gene Ontology annotation, biological process: cell surface receptor protein tyrosine kinase signaling pathway; positive regulation of MAPK cascade. Gene Ontology annotation, cellular component: cytoplasm. NCBI's taxonomy places the organism in Eukaryota, Metazoa, Chordata, Mammalia, Rodentia, Muridae.